Dichomitus squalens LYAD-421 SS1 is the source of this 1344-nucleotide messenger RNA. RefSeq lists its product as uncharacterized. The record is from RefSeq and is a predicted model, not a curated record. Bases 1 to 1344 code for a protein of 447 amino acids. NCBI's taxonomy places the organism in Eukaryota, Fungi, Basidiomycota, Agaricomycetes, Polyporales, Polyporaceae. The transcript has 8 exons. Gene Ontology annotation, molecular function: protein binding.
AUGCCGUUGGAUGUUAUCGGGCUGAUCUUUGCAAUUCUAGACCCACGAGACCUGUUGAGUCUGGCACGCACCAGCAAGGGCUUACGCGCCAUACUAAUGACAAAGUCCAAUAAGUGGUAUUGGGUGUACGCCUUAACGCAUGUGGAAGGUCUACCACAGUGCCCGCCAUUCCUGAACGAGCCGUCAUAUGCGAGCCUUGUGUUCUCCAAAUACUGCCAUAACUGCUUGAAGCGGGCUCCGCUGGUUGAUAGGGUGUUUAUCAUAUUCUCUGCGCGCUACUGUAAGGAGUGCGAGAACGAGCGACUUGUCACCCAAGAGCAUGAACAAUUUCAGCUUCUCCUUGGCGAAAUUGAGGAUGUCGUGAGCGAGAGACCCAAAUUUACCUCAUACGGCUAUCCAGCUCGAUACCACCUGCCUGAGCUCGUUGCGUUUAGCAAGUCGUGGAAUGCCAGAGCAGGCAAUGCCGAAGCCCAGACACAGCUCGUCCGUGAUUUCGCGGCUUCGGUAAAGAGUAGAAACCAGUUUGCCAAGCUGUUCCGUGUGUGGGCUCUCCGUAAGAAGCAGGCCCGCAACAAGGAAUUGCGCGACGAAAGAGAAGCCAAGAAAAAUGCAAUUAUCGAGCGCCUCCGAACCUUAGGCUGGGGAGACGAGCUUGACCAGAUGGACUCUUCGUCACGGGACCGGUCGCUGGGAAGAGAGCCAUUGUUCAAGAAACGGGGGCCUCUGACGGAUCGCGUGGUUUGGGCCAACGUGCAGGACGAGGCGGUCGCCUGGAUAGAGUUGCAGAGAGACAAGCGCCUCAGACGCCUACGAGACAAGGUGAUGGACCCCCGAUUCAGACUUUGCGAGAGAUUCCUCCAAAUAUGGGCGGCGGACUAUUGGCCCAUCGAUGAAUACGAUGACCUCCCCAUUCCAUCGACGGCGCUCCAGUUUAGGGAUUACCUUCUCAUGCCUGAAAUUCGAUCGGUUCUUGACGUGCCGGACAAUGUCGCGGGAACAUGGGAAGUCCUCAGGGAGAAGUUGGGACCUCUCCUUCCCGGACUUGUGCGCGAGUGGAUUGAAAGCUGCAAGGAAGAGUUGCGCGCGAAGCUCGAAGUCGUCUUUAGUUCGUUCCAAGAGGGCGUGGAUCCGAUGCGCCUAGUCACGACUGCACAGCUUGCAGCGCGCGGCCACGCGAAGCCGAUGAGCGUAAUCCUUUGGCAUGGGAGGCUAUCGCUGUGGGAGGCUAUCGCGGACCCUCCCUCUCCGGACUGGAAGGCACGGGUUCAGUGGGACACCGAACGUAUCAUGGUCAACCCGGGAAUUUCUCCGCUGAAGGCCCGCGCAUUGAUCGAGGCCUGCUAG